UUACUCAGAAGCAUCUCAUAGUUGUGGCGGGUAAGUGUGUCUCCGCCGUGAGUUUUGCCGUUAAACCGUUACACUAAAACCACCGGUACCGGGCCGGCAGUGUGACUGUUGGACCGGAGAGUGAGAGGCCGGACCGGCUCACCGGGACACCGGCUCACCGGGACACCGGCUCGGGCUGUAGUCCGUCUGUUGUCAUGCUACCGGCAGACAGAGAGUUGUUAGCAUGCUAGCUGGAGGGGAGCAGACAGCAGCAGUCUGAUACCGUUUACUGGACUGAACACACGGUAACUCCGGUCUGAGCUGACGAGGUCAUGUUUCUCCAGAAUGAGCUCCACCCGCAAACGCUUCAAACUCACCCCGUCCAAAUCCCAACCCCCCGCCGCCACAGCCACUGCCCGGAGCGUCAGACCGCCACACUCCAGUCCUCAGCUCAGCUCCCAUGAUGCUUUGCUGCUGCCGUUUCCUCCUGCAGGGGGCGGAGCUCAGGAGGAGGAGGAGGAGGGGUACCUGCUUGUGGAGGAAGACACCACAGACUCCAGCCUCAUCAUCACCAUGGACGACAGUCACGUGGAGGGGAAGGCAGCGAGGAGGAGGGCAGUGAGGAAGAGGAAGAAGAAGCUGACAGAGGAGGAAGAGGAGGAGAGGGGCGGAGCCUCAGAGAGUGAGGAGGAGGAGGAGGAUGAAGAGGCGGAGGUAGAGGUGGAGAUCGACAGGCAGCUUGACCAGUCACUGGAGACCAAGUCCAAACAGCACAACUUGACCACAGUCAAUGUCCGCAACAUCAUCCACGAAGUGAUCACCAACGAACAUGUGGUGGCCAUGAUGAAAGCUGCCAUCAACGAGACCGAGGCCGUCCCUCCAUUUGAGCUGAAAAUGACUCGAUCCAAGUUUAAAGAGGUCGUGGAGAAAGGAGUGGUGAUUCCAGCCUGGAACAUUUCUCCCAUAAAGAAGACAAGUGAUGUCAACAAGGCUCCUCAGUUUGUGGACAUCCCUCUGGCUGAGGAAGACUCCUCUGAUGAAGAGUACCGUCCUGAUGAGGAAGAGGAGGAUGAGACGGCUGAAGAUACGUUCCAGGAGAGCGACAUGGAGAGCACGGCGUCGUCCCCCAGAGGAAGUCGUGUGAGCAGAGUGGACGAUGACAGCUGCAGCCCCUGGCAGACUUCUCGGAGGCGUUUGAGAGCGAGGCCUGUCUCUAUGGGACCUCCCCCUCCUCCCAAAGCCCCACCCCCUAGAGCAGCGACUGACAGCACCUUCCUGGAGAAGCUUCACGCUGUGGAGGAGGAGCUAGCUGUGUGCAUGGAGCCCUACCAGCCGCUGUCGGAGUCAGAGGAUGAAGUGGGGCUGAUGGCGUACAGAACGCGCUCCAAGCGUCCUCUACGUGAUGUCCCGCUGGGCCGACUGGAGGCGGAGCUCCGAGCUCCUGACAUCACACCUGACAUGUACGACUCCAGCUCCGCCCACGAGGACAGGGAGUGGACUGAUUGGCUGAGAGGCCUGAUGACGUCAGACAUGGAAAAUGAAGAGGAGUGUGAUGAUGAAGAUGAUCCAGAGUACAACUUCCUGGCUGACAUCGAUGAACCUGAUGUUGAGGAUUACCGUGACGACAAGGCCGUCCGCAUCACCAAGAAGGAGGUGAACGAACUGAUGGAAGAGCUGUUUGAGACGCUGAAAGAAGAUCUGGCGGGACAGGAAGUGGAAGAUGACGGCCAUGAAGAGGAGGAGGAGCCACAGGAGGAGCCUCACUCUGUUCAAACGCACACAGCUGAGGAGCAGCACCACAUAGGACCAGACGGAGACGGACCAAUCACAGAGCUGCGUACAGUGAAGCAGCAGCUGGCGUCCAUCAGGAAGAGACAGCAGACACACACACUGUGUAACACACACACACACAGUCCAGAGCCGUACACACUGAAGCUGGGAGGACCGCAGAGGGCCCGCCUCCACCAGCAGCUACAACAGGGCUGCUGGGAGGGUUGUGGGAGUUUGCCCAUCCAGUCUACGUGUGGACUUGGAGAAGGGUUACGACUGCGGGUGUCUUUUGGGGGGUACCAGGGUCGCCGCUACGAGCCAUCUGGUUCCUGUGAGAGCUGCAUCUGCAUCCUCGGUGUAAAGUCAAUCACGUUCUCGCAUGUCCAGCUGCUGACUCAGAUUCACCUGCUGAGCUCACCUGUGGUCAGACUGCAAAGCGAGGCCGAGACCACCCGACAAUUCCUGUUUGAGUUGGACCUGUUGGCUCAGAGGGGUGAGCUGCUGAUGUCAUCAGGAUGUCCCGGUUUCUGCAGCGCCUUCAGAGCCUCCAACCUGCAGGGGGCGCUGCAGCUGCUGGAGGAGCUGCAGCAGACUCCCAUCAGCCACCAGCAGCAGCACCACCCUCCGGACGCCAGAGGACACAUGCGUUGUUACCCCGUCCUGCCAACUGAACUUGCCUGGCUCUUUGCCACCCGUCUGGUCUUCCUGUACCCAGAGCUGCUGCCCUGCGCCAGCCUGGACCCAGCUCUGUACUGCCCCCGCAGGACGGCGGCGUUCACUGCAGCUGAGGACUGCCUCCUGGUCCUCGGCCUCAGAAACAUGGAGGGGUCAUGUGACCCGACGAAGCUGGUGUCUCAGUUCCUGCUGAGGAAGACUCUGGUCCAGGUGAGGCGGAGGAUCCUGCAGUGCUGCAGACCUGGUUCCCCUGACAACAUUGUCAAGGCCUUCAGGUACCAGCGGGUGUUGUGGCCAAUGAUGGUGGCGUGCCGGCCGGUGGAGCCGUCAGAGCAGCGCCCCCCAGUGGAGAGGGAGGAGGAGUCAAUGCCCCUGUGGCUGCUGAGGAGCCUUCCUGUCAUCUACCCAACCAUCAGAGACUACAACAGCCCCUCUGGCUCCGCCCCAGAGGCCCUGCCCCCCUGCAGGUCAGGUGGCGCCCGCCAGAGUCACAUGACCCUCCGACGCUCCGCGUCCCAAAUCUACAGCUUCCCUCCUGGCACCAAGUACCCGCCCCGCCUCCCCAAACAGCUCGACUUCAGACGCAUCGGCUUUGUGCAGCUGCAGCAGCCCCUCCCCCCUCCUCCCCCUGACACCUCCCCCCUCCCUGACAGACAGGUGGACGCCUCCCCCCUCCCUGACAGACAGGUGGACGCCUCCCCCCUCCCUGACAGACAGGUGGACGCCUCCCCCCUCCCUGACAGACAGGUGGACGCCUCCCCCCUCCCUGACAGACAGGUGGACGCCUCCCCCCUCCCUGACAGACAGGUGGACGCCUCCUCCCUCCCUGACAGACAGGUGGACGCCUCCCCCCUCCCUGACAGACAGGUGGACUGCCCACAAGCUCUCAGGCCUCCCCAGGUUCUCCUCCGCCGCCUCCUCCUGAGCAGGACUGACACCCCCCCUGACGUCAUCAGCACCGCUACCGUCUGCAUGACAACCAGAGAUCGAAUUAGGCACCACUACAAGACCCUCGCCAGCCUGAGGAAGAGGAGAAGGAGGAAGGGAAGGAGGAGGUCGUUGUCUGCUUCACCUCCUGCCCAGAACAGAGGAGGAGCGAGGAGGAGGGAAGGAGAGGAUGUAACUCCUCCUCUUCCUCUAGAAGGUCCCGCCCCCUCACAGGUGGAGAUGCAGGAGGGUGAUGAUGUCAUCAAGACAAGUGAGGAGGAGGGGGAUGAAGAGGAGGAGAGCGAGGUCCUACUGGCGCUCUCUGAGUCCUCGUCCAGCUCAACAGAAAGUGUGGCAGUUGAGAAGGAGGCAGAGUUAGAGAGUGGACAGGAAGCGACCGUGACACCAUCCAGAGCAGCAGCAGCAGCAGCAGAAGAUGAUGAUGAUGAUGAUGAUGAAGGAGAGGCAUCUUCAGAUGAGUCCAUCCUCCAGCUGCAGGAGGAGGAGUCCUCAGAGGAUGAUGAAGGGCAGAGGAAAUGUGAGGACGAGGCGUUCGCUCAGGAUUACCUGCUCAGAGUGUGUGAUGCGGUGCAGGUGUCCCCAGGCGUCUCUGAACAGCUGCUGCAGCUGUUGGAUCAGUCCUCGGCGGCAGCGGCAGAGGUUCUGUACAACGGACUGAAGUGUGUCCUGCGGCCGUGGCCUCAGCUGACCAGAGACUUCGCCGCCUUCCUGAGUCGAGGACAGGCCCACCGCUGUGGGCUGCUGGAGGAGCAGCAGCUGUUUGAACGCAGCCGGCGGUUUCUGCGGCUACUGGGGCGGAGCCUGGGAGAAGGCUCCUCCCUCUACCAACAUGUGGUGUCAGUGCUGCAGGCAAGCUCCACCCCCCCACCUGAGGACAUGGAGCAGAUCUCGUCUCUGCUCAGACGCCACUCUGACCUGCAGGAGGAAUUCUGGGAAUUCUUCAAACAGCUUCACGGCCAGUCGUCACCAGUAGCAACUGGCCCAAAGACCAUAGAGAGGGACUGCAUCACCCAGAAUCCUCCAGACGGGAACAGGAAGAGAGCUGAGGCGUCUGAUGAGUUGGAGCGACCCGUCUGUGCCAAAAACAUCUCCAUGACCUCGAGUGGAGAGAAGGUCAUCGUCUGGACACGUGAGGCAGACCGCGCCAUCCUGACAGCCUGUCAGCAGAGAGGAGCCAAUCAGAAAACCUUCAGACAGGUCUCCACCCAACUGGGAAACAAGACCGCCCAACAGGUGAGCCGGCGCUUCUACGACCUCAUGAACCUUUUCCACUCCGCCUUCCAAAAGGGCCAGCCAAUCAGCCGACAGGACGCAGCCCGGGACUGAAUGCGUGGCCAGUCAGAGAGGAGAAUGUGUUCCAGAUGGAAAAUGUGUCGUGUUUCCGUUACACCCAGACAGUGUUACUAUAAGCUAAUAAAACGUGAUCCAUGAAUGUAUCAAUGACUCUGGAACAUGUUCCGUGUUCAGGAACGUGUUACUGGAAUGAGUUCUACGAGAGAGGUUAAAGGUCGGUAGAGUUCUUAGAUCUAAUAUGAGUCACUGUGAAACGCUCAUGAAUUUGCCAAUCCAAGGGUAUUGAAGGAAUGGUUUGCCUUACUCUGCCUCUGAUUUGCUUACCCUAACGUUGUUACCCUGACCUUCUUACCCUGACCUGCUUACCCUGACGUUCAUACCCUGACCUUCUUACCCUGACCUGCUUACCCUGACAUUCAUACCCUGACCUGCUUACCCUGACCUGCUUACCCUAAACCUAAACCUAAACAAUCAUGCAAACAGAGCCAACAAGUACUGGCCAAUCGGAGGGUAUGUAGGGUGGGUUGUUCCUUCGCUACCCUAGAAUACGCAACUAUGUUGGUAGAACUUGUUCUUUGGGCAAAUAAAAACUCAGUACAAAGGCAUUUUUAACGUUCUCAUCAGAUUGACCGUUUCAGUGAUCGUCCUGAUCCCAUGACAGGGACUAGGGAACGUUUCGAAGGUUCUCUCGUUCAGAACCAACAGAUUGUUCCAUCUGUUGGAGGUUUGAAGGAACCAAUCGCAGCUCUCCAUCCUCGUCUUUAUUUAUAUUUAAUGAUUAUUUAUUGUUAAUUUAUCAUCUCUGAUCUCACCGUGACUCUGCCUUCUGGGAAACAAGGGGGCGUGGCCGCAGUGAGGUCAGGAAGGAAGCGCUAAAACAAACAAACUGUGAAAAAAAACUUUCAACAAGUUCUCAUUCAGAAUUUCUUCCGUCUGUUUUAAAGUUCCUUAGUGUUUUGUUUGCUUGUUUAUUUACACCAUUAGUCUUCCCAUGAUGCACUGGGGUUAAACUGCCCCAUCAGUCCCAUGAUUCCUAGUGGCCUUAUGUAGGUAUUAGUGUAGGAAGUACUGAUGUUUAUCUUGGUGUUAGUGAUCCUGAUGUGCUACAGAAACUUUUUAUUCAUAUUGAAUAUGAAUGAAUGAAUAAAUGAAGGUCAAAGGCUUCAAUAAAACAUUUUUACAUGGUUUUCAAAAA
Messenger RNA from Epinephelus fuscoguttatus (brown-marbled grouper), 5860 nucleotides. RefSeq names its product gon-4 like a (gene gon4la). The record is from RefSeq and is a predicted model, not a curated record. Gene Ontology annotation, cellular component: nucleus. Gene Ontology annotation, molecular function: transcription coregulator activity. The transcript has 29 exons. Gene Ontology annotation, biological process: regulation of DNA-templated transcription. The coding region runs from base 325 to 4698 and encodes 1457 amino acids. NCBI's taxonomy places the organism in Eukaryota, Metazoa, Chordata, Actinopteri, Perciformes, Serranidae.